This is a messenger RNA of Molossus molossus (Pallas's mastiff bat), 1209 nucleotides long. RefSeq names its product transaldolase 1 (gene TALDO1). Gene Ontology annotation, biological process: pentose-phosphate shunt, non-oxidative branch; pentose-phosphate shunt; carbohydrate metabolic process. The transcript is spliced from 8 exons. Bases 39 to 1052 code for a protein of 337 amino acids. Gene Ontology annotation, cellular component: intracellular anatomical structure; cytoplasm. NCBI's taxonomy places the organism in Eukaryota, Metazoa, Chordata, Mammalia, Chiroptera, Molossidae. Gene Ontology annotation, molecular function: transaldolase activity. The record is from RefSeq and is a predicted model, not a curated record.
GGCAUUGUGGGCCGCCGCGCUGCCUGGGUGUCCUCGCCAUGUCGGGCUCCCCGGUGAAGCGGCAAAGGAUGGAGAGCGCGCUGGAGCAGCUGAAGCAGUUCACCACCGUGGUGGCCGACACGGGCGACUUCCACGCCAUCGACGAGUAUAAGCCACAGGAUGCCACCACCAACCCGUCCCUGAUCCUGGCUGCUGCGCAGAUGCCCGCCUACCAGGAGCUGGUGGAGGAGGCCAUUGCCUACGGCAAGAGGCUGGGCGGGUCACAGGAGGAACAGAUUCAAAAUGCCAUUGAUAAACUUUAUGUGCUGUUUGGAGCAGAAAUACUGAAGAAGAUCCCAGGCCGUGUAUCCACGGAAGUAGAUGCGAGACUCUCCUUUGACAAGGACGCCAUGGUGGCCCGAGCCAGGCACCUCAUCGAGCUCUAUAAGGACGCCGGGGUCAGCAAGGACCGGAUCCUGAUAAAGCUGUCGUCCACCUGGGAAGGGAUCCAGGCUGGAAAGGAGCUGGAGCAGCAGCACGGCAUCCACUGCAACAUGACGCUGCUCUUCUCCUUCGCCCAGGCCGUGGCCUGCGCUGAGGCGGGGGUGACGCUCAUCUCCCCCUUCGUGGGGCGCAUCCUGGAUUGGCAUGUGGCCAACACGGACAAGAAAUCAUACGAGCCCUCCGAGGACCCUGGUGUGAAGAGUGUCACCAAAAUCUACAACUACUACAAGAAGUUCGGCUACAAGACCAUCGUCAUGGGCGCCUCUUUCCGGAACACGGGCGAGAUCAAGGCGCUGGCAGGCUGCGACUUCCUCACCAUCUCACCCAAGCUCCUCGGGGAGCUGCUCAAGGACAACAGCAAGCUGGUGCCUAUGCUCUCGGCCAAAGCAGCCCAGGCCAGUGACCUGGAGAAGAUCCACCUGGACGAGAAGGCCUUCCGCUGGCUGCACAACGAGGACCAGAUGGCCGUGGAGAAGCUCUCGGACGGGAUCCGCAAGUUCGCGGCUGACGCCGUGAAGCUGGAGCGGGUGCUGGCGGACCAGAUGUUCAGUGCUGAGAACGGGAAGUAGCCUGAGGCGGGCCACAGGGCGGUGCUGGCUUUGAACCUGGAUCUAAUCACACCUGCUAGUGGCCUCUUGCGUUUUUUUAACACUUGGAGGAGGAACCGUCUGUAGCUUUCUGAUUUCACGUAAAACUGCCUGAUCAUUAAAGCAGCCUUGUUUCUGU